Messenger RNA from Brassica oleracea var. oleracea, 1489 nucleotides. RefSeq lists its product as uncharacterized. The record is from RefSeq and is a predicted model, not a curated record. Lineage: Eukaryota; Viridiplantae; Streptophyta; Magnoliopsida; Brassicales; Brassicaceae. Gene Ontology annotation, molecular function: catalytic activity. The transcript has a single exon. Bases 446 to 1465 code for a protein of 339 amino acids.
AGGCUUGUAGAAGCUCAACUUUAAAGUUUGGUCAGGUGAAGAUCUUGACGCCUUCAAGGUUUCCAAACUUACUGGAGGUAGAUGAGAAAGGGGAUGUGAUAAAUGUAGUGGAGACUGAGGAGAUUCUGAGUGUAGUGGAAGAGAUAAUGGAGGAAGGUGUUGAUACAGAAAGGGUAAUAGAAGAAAAUAAGGAGAAAGAGAAAGAAGAUAUUGAUGCAGAGCGAAAGGAAAAUGACUGUGAGAUGCAGAAGGAAGAGAAUAAAUUUGAAGAAAAUCAGAAUCAGGGUAUUGCGGGGAUUCAGAUUACUCAGGAGAACUGGCCUGAUUUGGCAAGUGCUUCUAAGAUCAGACCUUCUCUACCUAGAAGAUCAAAAACGUUGCAUCGAGCGGUUCAAGUUCCAGAAUCGUUUGGAAAUAUGGGGAAACGCAGUAAAAACUCAUCUCAAUGACAUGUUUUUUCUGGAACGUUCGGGGGUUUAACAAGCAAUCAAAGCAUCGAGUGGUAAAUAAGUGGAUUCAAGACAAAGGGUUACAAUUUGGAGCAUUGUUGGAAACAAGAGUAAAAGAGAGGAAAUCAACACAAAUGAUCUCAUCGGUAUUUCAAGGUUGGUCAGCUGUAAAUAACUAUGAGUACAACAGAAAGGGGAGAAUUUGGGUGGUCUGGAGUCCACAAGUUAGAAUAACCCCGGUUUUCAAGUCAGAUCAGAUCAUAACAAUGUCGGUUUUGCUAGAGGGGAAAGAGGAGGAAUUAUUUUGUUCAUUUGUCUACGCAGAGAACAUUAUGGAGAAAAGGAAAGAAUUAUGGAGAGAUAUCAAAGAUCAUCACGAUUCACAAAUGUUUCGAAAUAGAGAAUGGAUUAUUAUGGGAGAUUUUAAUGAGGUACUUGAUGGGGAAGAGCACUCAAGUUAUCAGGAUUCGGGGUUGAUGACUUCGGGUAUGAGGGAUUUUGAGAGUGUGAUUCAGCAUUGCAGACUUUUGGAUAUGGGUUUUCAGGGUCCAAAGUUCACAUGGUGUAAUAAGAGAGAUGAAGGGACUAUUAGUAAGAAGUUGGAUCGCAUUUUAGUGAAUGAAACUUGGUUGAAUAAGCGUACACAGGCUUAUGGAGUUUUUGAGGCUGGAGGAGUAUCUGAUCAUUUAAGGGGAAGAUUUCAUUUGGAUGUGGAGGUUACUAGGAAAAGAAAGCCGUUUAAGUUUACAAAUGUGGUUGCAGAAACAGCAGAGUUCAAGGAGAUCAUUGCGAACUACUGGAGAGAUACUCAACCUUUGUUUCAAUCAACCUCAGCGCUCUUUAAAUUUUCAAAGUACCUUAAAGGGUUGAAACCUCAUCUGCGAUCUUUAAGUAAGAAUAAACUGGGGGAUCUUACUCAGAAAGUGAAAGAAGCUUUUAGUGAUUUAUGUGAGAAACAAGAAAGAUUGAUGGAAGCUCCUUCUAUGGAAAUGUUCAAGCAGAGUAUGAAGCUGUAGUGAGAUGGCAACGGGUUUCAGAUA